Messenger RNA from Fomitopsis serialis, 1898 nucleotides. RefSeq lists its product as uncharacterized. Lineage: Eukaryota; Fungi; Basidiomycota; Agaricomycetes; Polyporales; Fomitopsidaceae. Gene Ontology annotation, molecular function: glycerone-phosphate O-acyltransferase activity; glycerol-3-phosphate O-acyltransferase activity. The coding region runs from base 285 to 1898 and encodes 537 amino acids. The transcript has 10 exons. Gene Ontology annotation, cellular component: endoplasmic reticulum membrane. Gene Ontology annotation, biological process: phospholipid biosynthetic process. The record is from RefSeq and is a predicted model, not a curated record.
CGUUUUCGCAGUGCAUCCGUACAUAUGUACGCGUCUCUGGAUCCAAGUCUGAGUGUGUGACCGCCUCGCGCCCUGGAUGCGGGGUAAACACGUGAGCGUGCCGCGAGUCCGCGACAUCAUCGCGACGCGCUCGCCGCGAACGUUGGUCGGAGCAGCGUGCUCCAUCCUGUUCGGGCCCGCAGCCAAGGACCUUACGUCUCUUCCCUCAUUGCUUGCAUGCGCGUCCUACCAUAGCCUCUUGUGCUUCUCUCCUACAAUCUAACCUUGCAUUGCAUUCGACUGGCAUGCCCGCUGGCUCACCAACGCCAUGGUCAUACUUCUUCAUAAGAUUAUUGUUCAAAUUCGUCCUCAAAAUAUUCUAUGGCACCAUAGUCGUCGAGAAUGCGCAGGUCAUACCGCCUAAAGGCAAGCCCUGCAUCGUAUGCGCUAACCACAGUAACUCGUUGACCGAUGCCUUACUCCUGGUCACGGCCAUUCCAUCCAAGAGCCGAAAUCUCUUGCGGCUCACGGCCAAGUCUACGCAGUUCGGAAAGAAGACAUUCACCAGUUGGCUAAUUGAGUCUGCUGGUACCGUCCCCAUCAAGCGGCGUCAAGACCAUCCCAAUGGCGACGGGGACAACUCUGCUGUGAUGCAGCAUCUCAUCGAGGCUCUGGAGUGCGGAGAUGCUGUCUGCCUUUUCCCGGAAGGCAUGAGCAGGUACCACCCGACCAUUGCUCCGCUCAAAACCGGAGUUGCUCGCCUUGUCUCCGACGUUCUCUCGCGCAAUCGAUAUAAUCCAGACUUCGAGGUGUUCGUGCAGACAUGCUCGAUUACAUACAUGUACGUGGCACAUCUGUCGCAUCCUCGGUUUUGCGUCAUGACUUCGUCCAGGCACCGACAGCACUUUCGGUCGGACGUGUUGGUGACAUUCCACGAACCUUUGAGGUUCACUCCCAUGGACAACCCUGAACUGCUCGCUCCGAUCGACUACGAGGAGAUCCGUGCACUCACAGCGAAGAUGCACCAGCAGAUCAGCCUUGGUACGCUGGACGCGCCGUCCUGGAGGAUGACCCGGAACGCGAAGCUCGCAGCGCGCAUAUAUGCGCCUCUCGGGACGACGAUGAGCUUGGGCGACUACGUUCGCGUCGUUCGGACGUUCCUGGAGGCGUUCAAGCUCGCGGAGAGAUCUAUAUGCGAGAACCAGAGCGGGAGCGAGGGCGAGGUUGUGAACAACGAGAAUAGGGAGGGUGCGAUGCGGGAGGACGAGAAGAUCCGGCAGUUGGGUGAAGAUCUCAAGGCUUAUCAGGACCAACUCGCACGCUACGGCAUCAAAGACGACCGCAUCCGUCGGCCGCUCCCAACGCAUGUUAUUCUUUACCGCAUCGUCGUGCGGCUCGCCUGGUCCGGCUUCCUCUUCACCAUCUCCCUCCCCGGCCUGCUCCUCUGGCUGCCCGUCUUCCUCACGACCUUCGUCGCCGUCUCGCGGUUCAAGCGCACGGGCCCGAUCUGGGACACCUGGGACGAGAUCGCGCAGUACAAGCUCAUCUACGGGCUCCUCUCCGGGCUGUGCGUCUGGGGCGGCGCGACGCUGCUCACGCUCCCCGACGCGAUCGCCGCGUUCCGCGCGUUCGCCAUGCUCUGGACGCUCCUCCGGAUGGGCCAGAAUCGCAUCUGGGAGCUGCAUGCGGUGCGCGAGCAGCUGCAUAAGCGCGUGAUGGAUAUGGCGGUGAACACUCUGGGACUCCCACCGGAUCCCGAGACGUACUUCGCGCGGACGGGAGGGAAGGAGAAGGGAAGGGUGCGCGGGAGGUGGGCGAGCAAGGCGAAGUAUUUCUCGGUCCGCAGGAGGAGGAAGCGCGACUGGAACGAGACGCUGCGGUUGUAUGACCAAGUGGACUACCCCGAAGACGAAUACUGA